UCUCUCUCUAUCCCCUCAUCUCCUUUUCACUUCACAUCUCACACCCGUCAAAAUGAUUAUCUACGAGGACAUUAUCUCCGGAGACGAGAUGGUCUCCGACACCUUCAACCUGAAGGUCGUCGACAAGGUCCUCUUCGAGUGCGACUGCCGCAAGUACAUGAAGAGCCAGAACGAGGACUUCCAGCUCGAGGGUGCCAACCCCUCCGCCGAGGACGGUGCUGAGGAUGACGGUGGUGAGGGUGAGAAGAUCAUGGUCCACGACAUUGAGGACCAGUUCCGUCUCGUCUGGCUCAAGACCGAGGAGGGUCUCAAGCCCUCCAAGGAUGCCUUCAAGGGUCACCUCAAGACCUACAUGAAGAAGGUCCUCACCAAGCUCCAGGAGUCCGGUGCCAGCGAGGAGACCAUCGCUGAGUUCAAGUCCGGUGCCCCCGCUGCCGUCAAGAAGAUCCUUGCCAACUACGACAACUACGAUGUCCUCAUGGGUCAGUCCAUGGACGGUGAUGCCAUGCACGUCCUCAUCGACUUCCGUGAAGACGGUGUCACCCCCUACGCCACCCUCUGGAAGCACGGUCUCAAGGAGGUCAAGGUCUAAAGGGAUUUUGCUGCGCGAAUCACAAAGCCUUUUAUUACCUUGUCAAUCGAAAAAAAGAUUAAUAUACCCCACAACCUACCUUAAACGUCCUCCCAAACCCCUCCUGUUGUGCGAAGAAUGUUGUCAUGAAAUCAAGAAAUCUUGGCUCGAAGAACCAAAGAGGGGAUAGACCCCUUUGUGCCUUUUUGACCAAAAGUCACGCCUCAUGAAUUCCAUAACUUUUUAACGGU
Messenger RNA from Aspergillus saccharolyticus JOP 1030-1, 822 nucleotides. Its product is annotated as translationally-controlled tumor protein. Gene Ontology annotation, cellular component: cytoplasm. The transcript has 4 exons. The record is from RefSeq and is a predicted model, not a curated record. Gene Ontology annotation, molecular function: calcium ion binding. Bases 53 to 592 code for a protein of 179 amino acids. NCBI's taxonomy places the organism in Eukaryota, Fungi, Ascomycota, Eurotiomycetes, Eurotiales, Aspergillaceae.